AUGGCGAACAUUUCGGACAAACUGGUCGCAAUGGCCUGUCCACUUGGAUUUUUUUACAUUUUCUUGGCGAUUGCAGCAGCUCAAUCGUCGGCAUCGACACCAGCUCCAGUGUUGGAUACAGCCGCCUCUGUUUCUAUCUCAAAGGGUAUAGCAGUGUCGCUGUUCCCAUACCCGUACCCUGGUCACGUGGAACUGUUUGAGGGCGUCGACCCGAAAGAAAUGACGUCGGCAACAUCAAGUACCCAGCAUCCAUUUCUUCAGGAAAAUAUUUUGAUCACCAAGUUGGUUCCAGACCCGUCUAGCGAUUCUUUUUUCUAUAUAGACGUGUACAGCAACAGUAUCUACCGCUGGAAUAACGUAACUACCACCUUAAAUGACCAGACCGUUUCCACCGUCGAUCAAACAAGUAAGGUGUUUGAGGGACUCUCACGGGCCAUCUGUAAGCUUGAAUAUGAUUAUUUAACGGGGAAUCUGUACUGGAGUGACCCCUUGUUACACUGGAUAGGUGUAAUGAAUGUCGAAUCGAAUGACCGUCGCGACAUCAAGCUUCUCCUCACUGAUGACGUAGAUUACGUAGCAGCCUUGACCUUGGAUGUCGAAAGCGGAUACUUAUUCUGGGUUUCGUCGGCUUAUGAAGAUGGAAAAAUGGAAAGAAGUAAUUUACAUGGAGGAGACCGUAAGGUGAUCAUUUCCAACAGCCUUGGGUUCGUGGAUGAUAUGGCAUUAGAUAUGCAUGAGAAAAAGCUCUACUGGGUGGACAGUUAUCGAAUGACCGUUGAAUCGGCAGGAUACGACGGCAAUGGACGUAGGAUCGUUCGUCGGCUGGUGGGAACCGAGUUCACCUCUAUUGCUGUAAUAGAGAGCAAUAUCUGCCUGAUUAAUUUUGAUGACUUUGAGAUGCAGUGUAUGUACAAGACCUCAGGAGAUCGUUAUGCCUACCAUAGUUUCUAUCCUAGUAACCCUUACGCUGUAGGGUUCUUCAAUCCGGAUGUUCAGAAGACUCCGUUAGAAAAUAAAUGUGCUACUAAGAGCUGUGAUCAGAUAUGCAUUAACACAGAUACCCAACCCAAGUGCUUGUGUAGAAACGGUUACACACUAAACCCGAACGGACUGACCUGUAGUGAGACCAACCCGAUGUACGAGACAGCUGUAGUUAUGAUCAACACAACUCACAUCUGUAUGAUCCAGGUGUCCUCCCUUUCCUCUUCGUCCCCCAAUAAACCUAUUCGUUGUGAGGAGACAAAUGCCACAAAAGAUGCAACUCAUGUCCAGGCUCAUGUAGCAAAGAACCUGCUGUACUAUACGGCUAAGAGCAAGGAGCCAACAUCAAUGAACAAGACCCAGCUGCUCCUUUUCGACCUCAGUGACCAAAUACACUAUGUGGUGGUGCCGGACAUGGAAGAACCUGAUGACAUUGCAUAUGAUUGGAUAGGUGAAAAGAUGUUUACCUGUCAUAGUAGACUGAAUUUAAUCAAAGCCUGGGAUGUUGUGACAAAGCUGUCCUCCAUCAUCUACCAGGGCGACUCUGUGGCCCAGGUAUCUGAGAUAACCAUCGAUCCACAUAGGGAUAACAUAUUUUGGAUUGCAAAAACAAGCAACGGAUUAGGUGUUUUCCUUGGCACGUUCACAGGACAAGCACCUGUGAGGCUUGUAAACAGUGGUUCCCUUACCCUACCAACUGGACUCAGCUUUGAAUAUCUCGAAGACAGCGUUUGCUUCCUUGAUUCUGGACGUUUCUUUACUGUUAAUGUCAAUGGGACCAUCACCAAUCAUCGGAUAUCUGUAGGCAGUGCCACACAGACACUUAUUUACAAGAACUAUGCGAUAUGGAACUCAGGACCUGCUACACUAAAGAUGUCUUUGUAUUCCUUGGACGCCAUUAUCUAUACUACUGUCACAACUAUGGGAACUAUUCUAUCCAUGACUCUCUUUGCUUCGGAAGCCCAGAAAUCAUAUCUAGAUCCUUGUAAGAGAAGUAAUGGAGGCUGUGAUGACUUAUGUUUCCGGCGAGAGGCAACAGCUGUCUGCCAGUGUGACUUUGGUCGAACUCUGAAGGCAGAUAAUAGAGGCUGUAGUGCAGAUCCAUUGUUAAAUGACUUCCAUUUGGUGACGGAUCUGUCGCAUGAUCGUAUUGUCCAAGUUUCUUCAGAUGGCCAAAAAAUAAUCACCUUGCCUCUCAAUAAUGUUAUGACCCCAGCCAUGGCUCGGUACGGUUUUCAUGAUGAUCUGCUCUACUGGAGUGAAGUAGGCAGUAGAUCUAUCAGACGGGGUAAACUGGAUGGUACACAUAGUGAGAGACUGAUAAGUGUUGGGGGUGAUACAUAUCCUGAUCGUUUCGCCAUUGACUUCACCACCAACCAACUGUAUUACACUGUUGCACAUACGAGUGAAUUAGAUAUGGGCUACAUUGCUGUGAUGAUUCCGACAAAAGAUCAGACGGUGAAAAAGACGCUGAUAAAGGGCCUACACUAUGUAGGGGGUCUUGCAAUACAUCCAGGAAAAGGCUACUUGUAUUUCAACAACCAUGGAUUAAAGGUCUACAUAGGUCGGGCAGAUAGUGAUGGAACAAACAUAAAAGACAUUGUCACAUUUAAUGAUGGCGGGACACCUCUUGGCAUGGCCAUCGACUAUGCAAAUGAGAUGUUAUACUGGGCGGAUGCUUACAGAGACCAGGACAAGAUCGAGUAUAUCAACCUGGAUGGAGUAUCCUCCACUCGCGGUGUACUCAGGAGUGAUAUGACUGCAGACAUAGUGGACUUGGCUCUUUCUGAUGGCUACCUCUACUACGUUGGAUACAACAGGCAUCGAAUUAUUAAAGUUAAUUUACAAAACCAGCAAUUGGAAGAUUUUAUGAAUGAUCAGCCAGAGUUUGGAGCCUGUGACUCUACUGAUGUCAUACCAACAACAAACACACAACCAGAGAACACACAGUGUGGUAGUAACAUGGGCAUGUGCUCCCAUUUCUGUUUCGCUAAGCCAACUGGUAAGAGGUGUGGCUGUCCAGACGAGAUGUACCUAGACCAAAACACACAGAUGACCUGCACCACUAUUCCACCAAAAUGCCCACUCAUUAUCCCGAACGGCCAACUCAACCCAGGAUGUUCAGCACUAAGUGGAACAAGCUGUGGAUAUAGCUGUUAUACAACUUUUAUGAAGAACCCAGCUGUCUCCAUCCUCAACUGUACAUCUCAACUGUUUUGGGAUGUCCCUACUGACUCACUGUGUAUAGAGAAAGUGUGUGACACCAAUAUGAAUAAUGGCAACCUAUUGGAUUGCAAAGGCAAAGAGGGCGAAUCAUGUACUUGGCAAUGCCCAACAAACUUCAUUAAAAAGCCUCUUAUCGAAGCAGUGGUUUGUCUGAGUAAUGGCCAAUGGAGCACACCCCUGGAUGGACUUUGUGUUCCUAUUUUAGUGAUGUGGAUGCCACUGAUAGCUCAUAUACUUAAACCCACAACCAUAGUUUUAGUGAUGUGGAUGCCACUGAUAGCUCAUAUACUUAAACCCACAACCAUAGUUGUAGUGAUGUGGGUGCCACAGAUGGCUCCAAGACUAAAACUCACUACCAUAGUUAUAGUCUUGUGGGUGCCACUGAUGGCUCCUAGACAAAAACUCACUACCAUAGUUAUAGUGAUGUUGAUGCCACUGAUGGCUCCAAGACAAAAACUCACCACCAUAGUUAUAGUGAUGUGGAUGCCACUGAUGGCUCCAAGACUAAAACUCACGACCAUAGUUAUAGUGAUGUGGAUGCCACUGAUAGCUCAUAUACUUAAACCCACAACCAUAGUUGUAGUGAUGUGGGUGCCACAGAUGGCUCCAACACUAAAACUCACUACCAUAGUUAUAGUGAUGAGGGUGCCACUGAUGGCUCCAAUACUAAAACCCACCACCAUAGUUAUAGUGAUGUGGAUGCCACUGAUAGCUCCAAGACUAAAACUCACUACCAUAAUUAUAGUGAUGAGGGUGCCACUGAUGGCUCAAAGACUAAAACCCACCACCAUAGUUAUAGUGAUGUGGAUGCCACUGAUGGCUCCAAGACAAAAACUCACGACCAUAGUUAUAGUGAUUUGUAGUGAUGUGGGUGCCACAGAUGGCUCCAAGACUAAAACUCACUACCAUAGUUAUAGUGAUGUGGAUGCCACUGAUAGCUCCAAGACUAAAACUCACUACCAUAGUUAUAGUGAUGAGGGUGCCACUGAUGGUUCAAAGACUAAAACCCACCACCAUAGUUAUAGUGAUGUGGAUGCCACUGAUGGCUCCAAGACUAAAACUCACUACCAUAAUUAUAGUGAUGUUGAUGCCACUGAUGGCUCCAAGACUAAAACUCACCACCAUAGUUAUAGUGAUGUAGGUGCCACUGAUGGCUCCAAGACAAAAACUCAUGACCAUAGUUAUAGUGAUGAGGGUGCCACUGAUGGCUCAAAGACUAAAACCCACCACCAUAGUUAUAGUGAUGUGGAUGCCACUGAUGGCUCAAAGACUAAAACCCACCACCAUAGUUAUAGUGAUGUAGGUGCCACUGAUGGCUCCAAGACAAAAACUCACUACCAUAGUUAUAGUGAUGAGGGUGCCACUGAUGGCUCCAAUACUAAAACCCACAACCAUAGUUAUAGUGACGUGGGUGCCACUGAUGGCUCCAAGACUAAAACUUACCACCAUAGUUAUAGUGAUGAGGGUGCCACUGAUGGCUCCAAGACAAAAACUCACGACCAUAGUUGUAGUGAUGUAGGUGCCACUGAUGGCUCAAAGACUAAAACUCACGACCAUAGUUGUAGUGAUGUGGAGGCGACAUGCCCUAAUAUAAUACCAAAUGGAUAUCUUCAAGACUGUGCAUACAACGCGGGCGCAUCUUGUCAAGUCGGGUGUAAUGAUAACUACAUUUCAAGUGUUGACUAUAUCCAUUGUCUUCCGGACGGAAUCUGGGACAUUAAUGUUCAGUCUUUGUGUACCCUUGGUAAUAUUCUUGUCAAAACAUGUGGCCAAACUAUUCCUAAUGGAUCAUUCCAAAACUGUAAUUACCAGGCAGACAAAUCUUGUAAGGUCAUAUGUAGUCUUGGUUAUAGUUCAACUAUAGAUUUUAUUCACUGUCUACCGGAUGGAGUCUGGGAGAAAGAACUCAAAGAUAUCUGUCAGUUGACCAAAGUGGUCACACCAGAGAAGCAAACUGCUGCAGCUAAUACAGCAGGCCUUACUGCUGCCGUCGCUGUCGUCGUCACUCUCCUCAUUAUCGUCAUUGCUUUGGGAGUCGCCUUCUUUUUCUGCCGCAGGAGAAUCUUCAACACAGAAAAGCAAGGUGUCCAGGGCCGUUACCGUGCUUCGCCUAAUGUUUACUUUAACGCCAGCGACAGUAGAGGCGAGGCACCAGCCCAGGGGUUCAGUAAUCCUACAUUACAGGCUAGUAAUGGUGAGGUAAUGCCUAAUACGAAUCCCCUCAAGUUGGACCAGAUCAGUUUGUCAGAUGAUACCACCAAACAAAACCUACAGAAUGAAGGACACUAUGACAGCAUUAAAGAUGGUCAGCCAGUAGCAGGGGCAGGUCCUCAUGAAGCAGUCAACCCACUAUACAGCACUAUGCAGCCAAAUGAAGAAAUGCAGUUUUCAAAUGCGGGAGACGUUCCGGAAAAGCCAGGAUAUCACCGAUUCAAUUGA
This is a messenger RNA of Ylistrum balloti, 5646 nucleotides long. RefSeq lists its product as uncharacterized. The coding region runs from base 1 to 5646 and encodes 1881 amino acids. The record is from RefSeq and is a predicted model, not a curated record. The transcript has 26 exons. NCBI's taxonomy places the organism in Eukaryota, Metazoa, Mollusca, Bivalvia, Pectinida, Pectinidae.